GAGAGCUUCAGGUCAAUACGGUGCAUAAUGGUGCCUCAAUGAAGAGCCUGAAGUAUGGGGAGGUGAUUUUUCUAUGUUCUUGCGGGAAGGCACUACUAGAAUGACCUAUUGCAAGAUGACAUGCUUUGAUGCAUACUUUCGAUCCAAACAUGCAGCACGGCUAUGCAACUACGCUGCAGACACGGGCUAUCCUUUCAUAUGCGCGGAUGUGACGAGCGGAUAAUGAACAAUGCCGUCUCCUUGUGGGAGGUUGUCUCUUGCAUCCUUCAGAUCGCGGUAAGGUCCAGUGUCGUCACUGUGAAAGCAGCGGUACAAACAGGGUACGCAAAGGAUCGUUCUUCGAAGAAUGGAUACCAAUCCGAACAAAACUGGGGAAAAUUCCCCAGAUACUGCUACGAAACAGAGGACCUGGACUUGGUCAACCUCAGUGUAUCCGUUCCAGUAUUGCGCCAAACUCUGAAAGAGUCUCUCCAACAGCGAUGUAAGAACUGGGCACUUCCUGCCAAGAAAUAUUACAAGCAGUACACGCUCGCGGAGGAAGGAUAUCUGCACGGACGGAAAGUGGAACUUGGUAUCGUCCAGCCUUUCGCAGAAGCUAUUCUCCACGGCCAUUGUGGUGUUGUGCGGAAUGUGCUGGAUGCCGGUGUUCACCCCAACAAAGACCGUGACAUUUACGGGGAAUCCUUUUGGCACCUUGCAGUAAAGACACGGAAUAUUGAUAUAGUGCAAAUUUUCUUGUCUUUCCCUCAGACGGACGUCAAUCAGUUGACAUGGUUCGGCGAGCGGGCGCUGGACAUGUUUACCCCUAAGCGAUGGUUUUGGCAGAUGACCCAAAACCCAGCACUCAGGGCUCUCAAUCGAAGUCAACACCAGAGCGCUUCCGAGCAAGCUUCUGUGCAGAGGGAUCAGAGGCUCAUGGAGAUUUUGCUUGCGCGGGGCGCAACUUUCACCACGUCACAUUUCCUAGGCCAUCUGGUGCGACGUCCAGGCGGUCCGGAGCUCCUGAGACUGGCGAUUCGGAAUGGCACCUACCGCAAGUACUCCACUCUCCACCAGCACAUGGAAUAUUGUAUCCAGCAUCUCUCGCCCAAUGUCUUGGAUGUUAUGACUCAGGAAUGUUCGGACGUGAAAUCCAUAUACACAGGCCGAUUUAUCGAGGAAGUACUUGGGAACGGUCAACGCCGGCUACGACGUGGGCAUGUAGCUCACGCAUUCGCCACGUACAUGAUCCAACAGGGCUUUCGCCUCAAUAUCUAUUACUCGUUGACCGAAUUUCACGAACUGGCGGUGGUUUUGGGGAAAAUGGUUCCAAGACCCAAUUUCUACGGCUCGGAAGUCUUACCGGAGAAGGUCUGGAGAAAAUGGGCCCGGCUUGCCUGGCUGCUGCUAGAGCGACCGGAGAUGCAGUGUGUUGGCUUUGAAGCGUGGAGGGAUCCAGAGAUGAUUCUGAAAAGCCCGCUUCGGGAGGCUACGAUAGCCAGGCGCUGGGAUGAGGUUGGCGCUCUGCUUCGAGCAGGCCCUCGGCGCUGAAGGAUUUUCUUGUGUUUGAUGCUUCCAUAGUUAUCAGAUUGCACUGUAGCA
Aspergillus saccharolyticus JOP 1030-1 is the source of this 1581-nucleotide messenger RNA. RefSeq lists its product as uncharacterized. The transcript has 4 exons. Lineage: Eukaryota; Fungi; Ascomycota; Eurotiomycetes; Eurotiales; Aspergillaceae. Gene Ontology annotation, molecular function: protein binding. Bases 163 to 1530 code for a protein of 455 amino acids. The record is from RefSeq and is a predicted model, not a curated record.